UAAUGCGUCAGGCCAUCGCCAUGCUCCUCCACCCACAGCUGCCGUUCUCUACCCCGGAUGUAGUGAACAGCUGCCUCUUGAUCGAGCAGUGAGGCCCCUCGGUUGAAAGGCUUUCUGGGGACUUGAGACAGUAGAUGAUCUUCUGCGGAGAACAGCAGGGAAACCAUCACCCCUGAGAACUCAACCUGCCGCUUGGGCGCAGGUGAUGCAUCUCUCCCCGCGUUGGGAGCAAGUGCCAAGGAGAAGAUGACUCAACCCCGGCUGACCUCACAUCCUCGACCCCGGCUGAUUAGCAGGGGCAGGUGGUGUGGCCAGCAAUGCCUUGUCUUCCUUAAGGGAAAUGAAUGACGAGGGAGGUGGCGUGGCUCGGCACCGGCAGCCAGGCCCAUAUAUACCAGCAACUCUCGAGCAGCGAGGACGACAAUCCCUGGGUCGCCGCCUGAGCAAAGCAGAACCUGCCGCCGCUCCCAUGGCCCACAGCGCUCUGGCCGUCUGCGCGCUUUGCCUCCUGGCCCUCUCAUCGGCUUGCUACAUCCAGAACUGCCCCAUCGGAGGGAAGCGGUCCGUCCUGGACAUGGACAUCAGAAAGUGCCUGCCUUGUGGACCGAGGAACAAAGGCCACUGCUUUGGCCCCAGCAUCUGCUGCGGCCAAGAACUGGGCUGCUACUUUGGGACCUCAGAGACCUUGAGAUGCCAGGAGGAGAACUACCUGCCCACACCCUGCGAGUCUGGCCGCAAGCCGUGCGGCAACACCGGCGGGACCUGUGCAGCUGAGGGGAUCUGCUGCAGCUACGAGGGAUGCAUGAUGGACUCAUCUUGCGACCAAGCCUCCAUGUUCUCCUAGACGACAUCAGGUGCCAGACCCACCCCUGCGCAAGACCAAGACAGCACUUCCCACGGCAGCUGGGACACCUCCAAAUACAAAUAAACCUGUACUGAAGGGUCCUCUGGCUCACUCGUUCUUUCCCAGCUUUGCAACACACUCAGCUUUGCUUUGCUCUGCAGCCUCCCCAGCUGAGACCAGUGCCUCUGGUCUGGGGAGACUGCUUUGAAGAACAGCACCGAUGAGAAGGACUGACACAGCAUCCACUAGUGGAGGACCAGCCUGGGGUUUAUCCAGAAGCUGAAGGCAGGGCUGGCACAAGUCAUGGACCUGAAAUGGCACCCUAUGAACUGGGAGGAUGUGGGGCCCUGCAGGAGGUAAGAGCAAGGCGCUGGCAGCCAAUGCUCUUCCCAUUAGUUCCCAGGUGCCAAGCAUAGGAUGGAAGGAGGAAAAAAAGGCAGCUCCGAGCAGAGAAAGGGAUGAGUGAGGGACAUGAGGUCACUGCUCUGAACCUGAGCACCUAUUGGCAGCAUCCAUGUCUAAAGGCAAAGGCCUCAAUGUCAGUAGAGGCUGCAAAGGGGUGGGAAAGGGACAGCUGAGGUGACCACGUAAGACCCCUAAUUUGGGGAUCCACCCACAGCCCCCAGUCACUCACACUGCUCCAAACCGUGGGUCACGCUGGGAUCUGGCUAGCUCCUUUCACAGGCAAUUCUGACAUGUGAGGGAAGAGUUCUGCUCCAGGUCAGAACAAACCCACCUGGACCCAGACUCCCACCCACAAGAACUUCACUGAGUUUGACUGUGAUGGCAUCAAGAAGCUUUAGCUUGGUCUUGGCUGGUCCUAGUCAAAAUUAAUCUGAAUAUGACAAUACGCAAAUCAAAUCCAAGUGGAUCAGUCACUGUCACAAUUAAAUGUUUCCAUUUCUUUCCUGCUCAAAAGUUCAUAGGUCCUGUGUCUUCCCAUGAACUGUUUCAGGGCAGAGGGCAGCAAGACCUCACUACAGCCAAAU
This is a messenger RNA of Gavialis gangeticus (Gharial), 1833 nucleotides long. RefSeq names its product neurophysin 1-like. Bases 341 to 844 code for a protein of 167 amino acids. NCBI's taxonomy places the organism in Eukaryota, Metazoa, Chordata, Crocodylia, Gavialidae. Gene Ontology annotation, molecular function: neurohypophyseal hormone activity. The record is from RefSeq and is a predicted model, not a curated record. Gene Ontology annotation, cellular component: secretory granule; extracellular region. The transcript is spliced from 3 exons.